AUGGAGGUUGGUCAUCGAGCCAUUUCAAGAUGCUACUGUAUUGAGCCCGGUCCGGGUGCCACUGAAGCGGACCAACAAGGUCAAGGAUCGGUCCAACCAGUGGGACUAUUGGAGAAGCAAAAUAAAGACAAUAAGGAUUCAAGGAAUGUUAAGUUCGUCGGCAAUUUCAAUCAUGAGCGUGCAAAAGAUGUCGACGAAUAA
Molecule: messenger RNA, 201 nt
Organism: Dovyalis caffra
Lineage: Eukaryota; Viridiplantae; Streptophyta; Magnoliopsida; Malpighiales; Salicaceae
Source: the annotation of a GenBank genome assembly